This is a messenger RNA of Python bivittatus (Burmese python), 4302 nucleotides long. It is a transcript of the gene LRRC8B, whose product is annotated as leucine rich repeat containing 8 VRAC subunit B. The record is from RefSeq and is a predicted model, not a curated record. Gene Ontology annotation, molecular function: protein binding. Gene Ontology annotation, cellular component: cytoplasm. NCBI's taxonomy places the organism in Eukaryota, Metazoa, Chordata, Lepidosauria, Squamata, Pythonidae.
GGGUCGCCAGGAGGCGGUUGGAUCCGGUAAGCGAGAGUGGAAGUCGGAAAGUGAAAGAGAAGGCGGGCAGAGGCGCCGUACCUGAGAAGGUUUACCUGACGUUUGCGGCGUGACGAUUAAGGAUUGAGUUUCCGCCCGUUCUCUUAGGAACUGUCAAGCUCCAGAAGGAAUCAUAACUGACUGGCCAUUGACAGAUUCAGGAUGAAGACAGUUGUGAAGAUGGCAUGCCUAAGGAGUUUUAAAAGAUGCAGACCACCUGAUUGAAAAUGGUAGUUCUAUGUUUUAUCCCAUUCAGUUAGGAAAUUGCUACUGCGUCAUAAGCAAGUCAUGAUUACAUUAACUGAACUCAGAUGUUUAGCAGAUGCCCAGGCAUCAUUCCACAUCUUGAAACCAUGGUGGGAUGUCUUCUGCUACUAUCUUACCAUGAUAAUGCUGCUUGUUGCUGUCCUUGCUGGGGCUCUUCAACUCACUCAAACUAGAUUGUUAUGUUGUCUUCCUUGCAAGCUUGAAUUUGACAAUCGUUGUGCAGUGCCUUGGCAUCUGGUUAAAAGCAACAUCAAUGAAUCCUUCAGCUCUGCAACACCAGAAAUUCAUCCUCUUAGAAUCCAGAAUUACCUUCAUAGGCAGCAGUAUUCUUACAUUGAUGCAGUGUGUUAUGAGAGAGAACUUCAUUGGUUUGCCAAAUUUUUUCCAUACUUAGUGCUUCUCCAUACUUUCAUUUUUGCAGCUUGUAGUAAUUUCUGGCUUUACUAUCCCAGCACAAGUUCAAGGCUAGAGCAUUUUGUAGCCAUACUUCACAAAUGUUUUGAUUCUCCCUGGACCACACGUGCCCUAUCAGAAACAGUUGCUGAACAAUCUGUGAGAACUCUGCCAUUCUCCAAAUCUAAAAAAUUUCUUCCUUCCCCAAGCAACUUAACAGGGCUGGAGAGCAAGAGGCAAUCGGUGUCCUACUCACAGACUGGACUAGAAACAGCUGGAAGAGAGAGUUCUUCAAAUGUUCUUGACAGAAGAGAAGGGGAACAAGCAAAGUCAAUAUUUGAGAAAGUGAAACGAUUUAGGGUACAUGUUGAGCAGAAGGAUGUCAUUUAUAGAGUGUAUCUAAAACAGAUUGUGAUCAAGGUUGUUGUAUUCAUUUUAAUAAUGAUUUAUGUUCCAUAUUAUUUAACCUUUAUUAACCUAGAAAUUGAUUGUAUAGUUGAUAUUCGAAUCUUUACUGGCUACAAGCGAUACCAAUGUGUCUAUUCACUGGCUGAAAUUUUUAAAGUGCUUGCUUCAUUUUAUGUUGUCCUGGUGAUCUUAUAUGGCCUGACAUGCACUUACAGUUUGUUAUGGAUGCUGAGAAGUUCACUUAAACAAUAUUCUUUUGAGAAGCUGAGGGAGCAGAGUAAUUACAGUGAUAUCCCUGAUGUAAAAAAUGACUUUGCCUUUAUUCUCCAUCUAGCAGACCAGUAUGAUCCUCUAUAUUCAAAGCGGUUCUCAAUAUUUCUCUCUGAGGUGAGUGAAAAUAAGUUGAAGCAAAUUAGUCUCAAUAAUGAGUGGUCUUUAGAGAGACUGAAGAGCAAGCUGGUACGAAAUCCUCAAGACAAAAUGGAACUUCAUCUUUUUAUGCUGAGUGGUCUUCCAGAUGAUAUCUUUGAACUCACAGAGAUAGAAGUUCUAACCCUAGAACUUAUUCCCGAGGUUAAACUUCCAUCAUCUCUAAACCAGCUAUCCAAUCUUAAAGAACUGAACGUUUAUCAUUCAUCAUUAACUGUAGAAUAUCCAGCACUGCACUUCCUUGAAGAUAAUCUAAAAAUUCUACGUCUAAAAUCUGUUGAUAUGGGAAAGAUUCCACGCUGGGUAUUCUAUCUAAAAAACUUACAGGAACUGUAUUUGACUGGAUGUUAUGUGCCAGAACUCCAGAAUGGCUUCUAUAAUGAGGGUUUUCAGGAUCUUGUAAAUCUGAAAGCAAUUCAUUUAAAGAAUAGCCUUUCCCGCAUACCUCAGGUGGUUACAGACCAAUUGCCUUCACUACAGAAAUUAUCUAUUGACAAUGAGGGAAGAAAACUGUUAGUGUUGACCAACUUGAAGAAACUGUUAAACCUGAGAACCUUGGAACUGAUCAGCUGUGAUUUGGAGCGAAUUCCUCAUUCUAUUUUCAGCCUAAACUAUUUGCGUGAAAUAGAUUUGAAAGAAAACAAUCUCCGAACAGUAGAAGAAAUUAUUAGCUUUCAACACCUUGAAAAUCUUUCUUGCCUGAAAUUGUGGCACAACAAAAUUUCUUACAUCCCUGUACAGAUUGGAACCUUAGCAAACUUGGAGCAGCUCUAUUUAAAUCACAAUAACAUUAAAAAAAUCCCACCACAGCUUUUUCUUUGCAAAAAGCUACAUCAUCUGGAUCUGAGUUACAACAAGCUAACCUCUAUUCCUGAUGAAAUCCAAUAUUUAACAAAUUUGCAGUACCUUGCUGUGACUAAGAAUCAUAUUGAAGCACUUCCUGAUGGAUUAUUCCAGUGCAAAAAGCUACAGUACCUUCUUCUGGGACAUAACAGCCUAAUGCAUUUGUCCCCUCGCGUCGGUGAGCUUCCCAACCUUGUUCAUCUGGAGCUCAAAGGAAACUAUCUGGAGUUACUUCCUGCGGAGCUAGAGGAAUGUAAUUCCCUGAAACGGAGUUGUCUAAUUGUAGAAGAAUGCUUGUUAAAAACUCUUCCCCUUCGCGUAACAGAACAUAUGCAGAUAUGCUCGGACAAAGUUUGAGUUCGAGAAAAGUCGUGCGCAUGCGGACAAAAUCAUGGUUCAAAAGAAAAAUAUACAUGAAAAGAAGAGGAGUAAUACAGGUCUGCCCAUUGACUUAACUUUCCUGAUAAGAAAUUAACAUUAAAAUCCUAAGCAGAAAUAUAGACCUGGCAAGUAUCUGCAUGCAUUACAUUAAAACAGGAGUUAGUGGAGAAAAUUAAGUGGAUAGUGUAAUCAGUACUUAAGUGGCUGAGACUGAAUAACAUUAUUCAGGUCUAGAAAGGUUAUUUCUUUUCUUUAAAUAGCAGUUCUUAAAUAGCUUGUUGUAAGGACCAACUAAUACAGUUUUUCAUAUCUGUUAUCUGUUGGUACAUUUAUAGAGGGAAAGAAAGGCUAUUAGUGAAAGCUCCCCUAUAUAAAAACUACUCUUGAAAAAUCUAUUUCAGAACUAAAUGUUCACUUCUGUUUUAGAAGUGUUCUACAUAGGCCUAACAAAAUUUCAUUGUGGCGCUAUGAACUAUGUCCAGAUUAUUGUACUAAACUUCAUGCAAUCCCGACUUCCUUUAAUUUAUGAUGCUUUAAUACGAGUUAAUUAUGUGUACCUAAGGGAAUACAACUGGACCUGAUAUAAAGGUAAAAUCAAAUCUUGGAGAACUAUGCAAGUAGUAAAAUUCAAAAUGUCACUUUUUUUUUUUUUAACUAAAUGUAUUGCUUGUCUGCAUUAAAAGAAAAAACUCUAGCGCUUUAAUUUUGAGCAACAAUGGAUAUGUAAUAUGCAAAAUAGAGGGUACUUUCUUUUAAAAAAAACUGGCUAUUAUUUUUUCCUCAAUUUUCCGGCCUACCACACUAAAGAUUUUAAAGAUGUUCAUCAAGUUAUAAGUAGUGGUAAAAAUAGCAGUUUCAGCACUUAAGAAUAUAGAUUGUCUUUAUGAAAAACAAAAUAUUUAAUGAAAAGCACAUGAAUGGACAAAUCUUAUGUAUUUCUCUCUUGCUCACAAACGUCCUUUGAAAAACUAACAUAAAUUAAGGAACUUUCUUAUAACCCAAUUCUUUAUUUUCACUGAAGCAGGAGGAAGAGUAUUUAUACCUAUAGAACCGAACCCUAAUAAAUACUCUCUAACAGAGUUCUGCUCUAAAGAACUGGGAGAAUUUCUGUGAUAACAUAUAUAGCAGAGGAAGACAGGAGGAAAAAUGGCGAAAACUGAUCCAUUUAACAUAAAACUCUAUUAGACUGAAGUACCUUCUGUGAAUGGAAGAGUAAUUCCUGUCCACAGAACAAAACUCGGGAUUCAUUCCAUGGUAUUUUGAAUUCAUUUCAGUCUUGCACAUCAUCUUUGUUGUGGCUGCGGUGCUCUAUGUGUGGGGAUUGGGGGGGAUUUUGGCUUCCAUUGUAAAAAUACAGUAACUUGAUAGCAAGCUUUCAGAGCAAAUGGAUCUUUUCCUUCUGUAUGAUAAUAGUUUUAUAGUCCGCUAUCUUCAUUUUGUGCCCAAUUUUGUGCUUGAGUUGAAUGAGAAACUGGAAAGGUAUAUUUUUUGAUAAAUUUUUGAUUGCUUCUUUAAAUACAGCACACUUGUUUUAAUGAUGCC